CAAAGUUAGAACGGUUUGGGAGAAAGAAGCAAAGAAGAACAAUGGCAACAGCAUUUGCAACCCCUUCGACGGUGAUAGGUCUCGGAGGAUCAUCUGUUUCACGCAUUAACACCAAAGCCUUCUCUUCAUCCUUUCUGAAACCAACACUAAGGGCAAAGAACCCUUUUAGAGUCGCUGGAUCAUCAGGAGGAAGAUUCACUUGCUUUGAGAGGAACUGGUUGAGGAGAGACCUAAACGUGAUAGGGUUUGGGCUGGUCGGAUGGCUAGCACCGUCGAGUAUCCCAGCCAUAAAUGGAAAGAGCCUGACGGGUCUCUUCUUCGAGAGCAUAGGAACUGAGCUCGCUCACUUCCCAACUCCUCCAGCUCUCACUUCACAGUUCUGGUUGUGGUUGGUUACUUGGCACUUGGGCCUCUUCAUCUGUCUCACCUUCGGACAAAUCGGAUUCAAAGGCAGGACCGAAGAUUACUUCGAGAGAUAAAACCAUUUCUCUAGUCUCAUUUGUACUGUAUCUUCUCAUUGUCCCUCUCUUGUGUAAUAAUAUUACUCAAAACAAAGCUUUCUUUCUUUGCUAUGCUUGAUGUUUCAUUCAAUAUCGACAAAAGAGUUAAUGUUGAUUAUAAGAAGGUUCCACCAACAUUUUGUUCAAAAGGUUAUUAAAGAGAACAAAACUAUGUUCUAACUACACAUUCUACAUCAAACCCCACAUGCCUAGACGCCGACCAUGCUCAGCUUCAUGGUUGAUGUGCAUUUUGUAAAGCUCGGGUCACCAUGUCGAUGAAUUCAUUCUCCUGUCAAAAGCAACACGUUAAGGUUUGAGCACAGCAGCUUAAGUUAAAAGUGAAUGUUGAGCGAGUGAUGGUGGGAAAGGCUGGAGCAUCGGAGUACCAUGUGGACCCUGCUGGUAAGUCGGAGGAGGAGCAGAGGGCAUAGAUGAACCAG
Molecule: messenger RNA, 940 nt
Organism: Eruca vesicaria subsp. sativa (arugula)
Lineage: Eukaryota; Viridiplantae; Streptophyta; Magnoliopsida; Brassicales; Brassicaceae
Source: the annotation of a GenBank genome assembly